CUUUGAAAACCCCUGUUCUAAAUGAUUAACUCAGUGUUACCUGUUUGCUGCUUUGUCAGGCCACUCAUAUGAUACUGCAGAAGAAAAGAAGCCUUCCUCAUGAACAGGAAACAGAGGAAAGCCUGGCCCCCCCAUCCAGAGCCCCCCCACAGGUGGGGGAUAGUGGGCUUCUGGUGGAGCUGCCUGAGGUGGAGCUGCCUGAGGUGGGCCGGCUGCUGAAGGAGAUGUCCCUGUGUCUGCUGGACCUGCAGGCCCUCUGCAGCAUCCUGGCCCAGAGAGCACAGGGGAAGGAGCCCAACCUGUCCCUGCUGCUGGGCAUGAAGUCACUGAGUGUGUCUGCGGAGGAGAGUGACAGCAGGGAGGAGGUGGAGGAGGAGCUGAGGGUGAAGCUGCUGGAGGUGGCUCGGCUGCGGGGGGACAUCGACGAACUGAGAAGGAGCAUCUCGGAGCGCUACGCCCAGGGUCAGGGGGACAGCUGCGUCUCCCAGUGACCCCCCCUGUGUCCCUUCUAUCUGUCAAAUUCACCUUUUUUUAUUGUGUCGUAUUUGCAAAUUUACGAAGGAGGAGUCUGUUACUAUUGCAUUACAAAAGCAUGUGGAAAGAAAGAAAGAAAUAAACAGAAACUAUACUAAAGGGAUACAUUAUUUUUUACAAUAUAUCAUUAUAUGUGUAGUAUUACCAUAUCAAUAUUACAUUUUUUAUAUUAAGUUUAUUGUUAAUACUGGUAUUAAUCAUAUCCACUCAGUAAGAGGAUAUGAGCAAAAUUAGGAAUGUUGCUAUGAUUAAGAAGUGAGAUCUAAAUGAGUGAAUAUCAGUAUUAAAGCUGCCGCUUGUUGCGCUGCCUUCUAGUGGCCCAAACUAUGUUAUUUAUCGAUUUAGAUCAGGGGUGUCCUAAAAUGUUUCACUGAGGGCCACAUACAGACAAAUAUAUGAAGGGCUGGACCCCUCACUAGAGGUGAGGUAUAUUGCCUCAUAAGGUCAGUUAUAAGUAAGCAAAAUCAAUCAAAUGUAGCGACAUUAUUCUUGAUAGAAAGCUUUAAGAAAAAAACAGUCUACAUCACAGCUCUCCAUAGGGUUUCAUUUACUUUGUUACAAAAAGUAUAUUUCAAGUGUGUUACGAGAAUAAGUUAUUGGGCUUUUUCUAUCAACUAAGAUUUGUUAGAAAAUGUUCUCUGCUUUAUUGACUGAAUUUAUUAGAAAAUUGGGCUCAUUAACACAUGAAUACUGUGUAUUUGAACAUAUAUAUUUAAGAAGUACAAUAUAGGACAAGCACAAGUUUCAUGUGCAUAUUGCAUUAUACUUUUAGGAUUUGCUGCAGGCCAAUUAAAAACCGACCACGGGCCACAGUUGGCCCCAGAGCCACGCCCCUGAUUUAGAUAAAUAGCCUCAAUAAGCAUAGAAGAGCACCUUCAGGCAGAGUUAUUGUGCCUGAUCAUUAAAUAUGAAAUUGUCUAUGCACAUGUUGAAAAUACAUAAUGACAUUUGUAUUGAACGCUCAGUGGAUCAAGCACCUCUCCUGCUGCUGGAUACUGAAAUGCAAUUCUAGUUAGAUCAAUCUCAUCCAUGUGAAUUUAAAGGUCUUAAUAAGCAAUAUAAAUAUAAAUGGUGCGUUCUCCCCAUGAUGUGGGUUUCUAUCUGUGGUGACUCAUCAGGUGAGAGUCAGUAGUCACAUUUAUUCGUCAUGUUAUAGAUAAUGUGUCAUUAAUUGUUUCCAAUUAGCCGUCAUGCUAAUCUUGCAGCCAAAGAAGCUGAAAGAGCGAAAGUGAAGCAGCACAUGCACUUUCUGGUACUUGUAGUCUCCUAGUGCUUCAGGCCAGUUGGAAAAUGAAAUAAUUUCUCUAUUAAGCUUUAUAUAUAUCGAACAAAUUAUGAUGUAUAGCUUUUAAAAUGUGUCAGUAAUAUAACUAACCGAGCCACUGGAUGGCCUGCUCCUCGACACAGGAAAUGAUUUCUGCUUGAUGUUAUUUUACUUUUACUGACAAAAUGUAUGAAUGCCAACAAUGUACGUGUAUAAGCAGUGUUGUUCCUAAAUCCUAUCUUGUUGUUUUGCUAGAUGGAGGUUUGAUCAUAUUUGUUAAUGGCAAAUAAAAGUAUUUUUCUAAAGAAUGUGUUUGAUCCACUGGAGUCAGA
Messenger RNA from Notothenia coriiceps (black rockcod), 2130 nucleotides. Its product is annotated as centrosomal protein of 85 kDa-like. The coding region runs from base 69 to 491 and encodes 140 amino acids. The record is from RefSeq and is a predicted model, not a curated record. Gene Ontology annotation, cellular component: centrosome. Lineage: Eukaryota; Metazoa; Chordata; Actinopteri; Perciformes; Nototheniidae. The transcript is spliced from 3 exons.